Molecule: messenger RNA, 1829 nt
Organism: Dendronephthya gigantea
Lineage: Eukaryota; Metazoa; Cnidaria; Anthozoa; Malacalcyonacea; Nephtheidae
Product: dTDP-glucose 4,6-dehydratase-like
Exons: 14
Coding region: 279-1382 (367 amino acids)
Source: RefSeq, a predicted model, not a curated record
CGAAGCAAGCUACCGGGCACUUCAGUAGCAUACACAGCACUAUCAGAAUAAUACUGAAAUAAAACCUAACAUCAACAACAAAAGAGAAUUAAACAUAACCUCAAGAAUAAAAUCGUAGGCACAUUCGAGCGGAAUUUGAGGGACUUCGAUUGGAAAUAGCACCGAAGCUUGAAGUUGUUCACACUUGUGUAUUGUGUGUCGUGAGUUGCCACACGCUCGCUUCGACAAGGUUGUGACAACAAUUAACAUUCCUACUGAAUAUCAAUUUCCAAUUCGACAUGUCUGGAAAGCCGAGCGUUGUUAUAUUGGGAGGGCUUGGUUUCAUUGGCAGAAAUUUGGUGACAUACCUUGUUGAAAGUGACCUAUGUUCCAAGAUAAGAGCUGUUGACAAAGUACCACCACAGACUGCAUGGCUAAAUGAGAGACAUAAGAAAGCCUUUGAAAACAAUGUUGUGGAAUUUAAAAGUGCCAAUCUUGUUCAUGAAGCAUCGGCGGAAAAAGCAUUCGCGGAGGCCUCGUUUGACUAUUGCAUCAACUUAGCUGCUGAGACUAAGUAUGGACAAAGUGAAGAGGUAUAUAAAGAAGGUGUUGUGAAAUUGUCAUUGAAUUGUGCCAGGCAGGCUGCGAAAUCCAACGUAAAGAGAUUCAUUGAAGUUUCCACAGGUCAAAUCUAUGCUGGGGAUAAGAAAGGAAGUGUGGAAAACAGCAAGCUGUCUCCUUGGACGCUUCAAGCAAAAUACAAGAUGGUAGUGGAAGAAGAAUUGGCAAGUGUCGAUGGAUUAAAUUACGUGAUCGUUAGGCCUGGCAUAGUGUAUGGUUUGGGAGAUAAACAAGGAUUAACACCGAGAAUUAUUAUUGGCGCUGUGUAUAAGCAGUUAGGAGAAAAAAUGAAGUUGCUAUGGACGAAGGAUUUACGAAUGAAUACAGUGCAUGUUGAUGACGUAUGUCGAGCGUUGUGGCAUUUGACUGAACAUGGUGCUGCCGGGGAGAUUUAUAAUCUUGUCGAUAAUGGCGAAACAACUCAAGGUAUAAUCUCUGAUCUUGUUUGCCAGUUGCUGGGAAUUGAGCACGACUAUCAUGGUACAAUUAUAUCAAACUUCGCUCGCCUGAAUAUGACUGAUAUUGUGGAUGAAUCCAAUGAGAAACAUUUGGAACCUUGGUCAGAGGCUUGCCAACGUGAUGGCAUUGAAAAUACGCCACUUAGUCCAUAUUUGGAUCAGGAACUGCUGUAUGAGAAACAUCUUUCAUUAGAUGGUAGCAAGCUGGAGGGAACAGGAUUUAAUUGUGAACAUAGACAACCAACAACUGGAAACCUGAAAGAGGUUCUGGAAGAUUACGUGAAGCUUGGCUUGUUUCCACCCUCUCUGGCAGAAAUGAAUUAAUCCAGCCGUUUGGCUUUGAGAUAUAUGCAUUGCUAAAUGAAUUAUAGAAGAAUAUAUUGACUUAAAAGAAACGAUCGUUUUUGAAAGUAAUCAAUUGCAAUAUCUUGCUUCGGCGUGGUAUAAAGUACUACUUCUACGUAAUAAAACGCCCUAUUUCAGCUAUACAAAGAGGACAUGAGACUAUAGGGAGAAGCUAUAUAGGGAGACAUGGGACUAUUAGACUGUUUAUUACGUUCAUACUUUUGUAGUCAAUUAACUUUAUUUACCUCACAAUGAUGACUAUCACAGUCAUUAUAUCAAUACCAUUUUUUGGUAAGGUUUAUUCGUUGAUUUUGUAUUUUCGCGUUUUGAUGCAUUGGAUCCAUGGGAUAAAGUAAUAUAUGUCCCAAAAUGCAAACUAAAGGAUGUAAAAUUUGCUAUGAAGAAUAAAUGCUGCAAAAAAUCGCU